GGCCGAGCUACGAUAUGAAUAGGUAUAGAUGAAAACAAACUGUAAGGUUAUGCGCGCUAAACGAUGGAUAAGAAAAUGAUAAAUCAGAAAGAGUAUUUGAAGAAAUACCUAUCAUCCGGCAAGGAUAAAAAGAAGAUUAAAAAAAAGAAACCCAAAAUCGGGUCUCAAACUGUUACAAUUAUUGAUGAUGACAUUGAUCUCAAAAAUAUGAGAGCAAUUGAAGAUGGCGAAUUCGACAUUUACAACAAUACGGAAGAUGGACCACAAAUCGCUGGUAUUGUCGACGAACGUGGUCCGGUUGAUUUCUCCGACAAGAAAAGGUGGAAAAUUAUAACAGACGACAUUGAUGGAGAUAUAACUGUGACGAGCAUCGACAGAAAUGAGAAGAUAUCUGAGGCGACAAGCCAGUCAAGUAGAAUACCUGCUUCCAACCCCAGAAAUCGUUCUCCUUCUGACGAUGGUAAAGGGAGACCACCUCUGAGGCAAAGAAAUGAUUCAGAUCAGGAAGAACCUGGCCGUAAGACAUUAUCUUCGAAGAAACGCCGUCAAUGUUCUGUUUCUAACCCGAAUGAAAAGCCGCCUGCUUUGGAGGACAUUGACUUCAGUCCACCUCGGAGAGUAGAAAAAAACGAUGACUUGGAAGAGUCCAGUCGCCGUAGGAAAUCUUUCAAAAAAAAACAAAGACGAGCAGUUUCCAGUCCUGCAAGAAAUUCCUCAGGUUCUGAAAACAGCGACAUUAGUCCACCUCGCAGGGCCAGAAAAAAUUCUGAUUCAGACGAAACUAGGUGCAAGAAAUCUUCUAAGAAGAAACCGCGGGUUGAAAAUCUUUCCAACUCUGAGGACAGUGACUGCAGCCCACCUCGAAGAGUCCAGAGGAACUCUAAUUUGGAUGAAUAUAGUCACAGAAAAUCAACCAAAAAACGACGCAGCGCUGUCUCGCCGAAUUCUGAGGACAAUGACUUAAGUGUGCCUCGGAGGGUCAGAAAAGUCUCAGACUCAGAUCUUAGCCCACCCAGACAUUCAAAGGCUGAAAGACUUGAUUCUAGUAGUAAACAUUCGAAAACACAUGAAAAUUCGUUCCGAAGUUCACGACAUGAUAAGUAUGACAAUAGGACUUCUAAAGCAUCUCCAUCUGUAGGUUUUGAUUCUUCACGAUCUAGAGGAAAAGAUGAUUACAAAUUAGAGAAGCGUAGAAAUAGGAGUAAUUCAUUAGAACAUGAGAGAAGUAAUCGACAGUCGAGAAAAGACAGAACGAAAUUGACCAGCAGGAGAAGAAAGGAGGGUGAUAAAGAACGGUCAUUAUCACCUCGGGAUAGGCAACGAAAUAGCAAAAAAAGAGGCGCAAAUAAGCAUUCCAGAAAGGAUGAAGAUGAUUCGACACCUGAUUUGAGUCCACCUAGGGAGGCUCAAACGAAUCUUGAAGAUUUGGAUCCAGAGUCCAAGCCUUUACAAAACACUACUAAAAAUUAUCAAGAGAUGAGUGAGGAGACAACUGGUUUUGGGCAGGCUCCAAUCUUUCGUGAUCGUAAAACUGGGAGAAAACGAGACUUUGCAGCAGAAAGACGCGACAAAGAAGCGAAGGAUGAAAAGCGAAAAGAAUUGGAGGAUAAAUAUGCUCAGUGGGGAAGAGGUUUGAAGCAAGUUGAGGACCACAAAGAAAAGCUGGACAGAGAUUUGUACGAGAUGAGUAAACCCCUGGCGAGGUACGCGGACGACGCGGAUUUGGAGCGAGAACUCAAAGCACAGGAAAGAGAAGGGGAUCCAAUGCUAGCUUACAUAAAACGGAAGCAGAUUAAAGAGGGAAAACAGGAGCCAGAAAAACCGAAGUACCAAGGACCCUUCAUGCCCAAUCGUUUUGGCAUUCGACCAGGAUAUCGUUGGGAUGGUGUAGAUCGGAGUAACGGUUAUGAGAAGAAGUGGUUCGAUGCACAAAAUGCGAGGAAGGCAGUACAGGAAGAAGCAUAUAAAUGGAGUACCGCUGACAUGUAGUGAAUAAAUGUACAUAUAUA
Diprion similis is the source of this 2009-nucleotide messenger RNA. Its product is annotated as BUD13 homolog. NCBI's taxonomy places the organism in Eukaryota, Metazoa, Arthropoda, Insecta, Hymenoptera, Diprionidae. Gene Ontology annotation, cellular component: RES complex; U2-type spliceosomal complex. The transcript has 5 exons. Gene Ontology annotation, molecular function: RNA binding. The record is from RefSeq and is a predicted model, not a curated record. Gene Ontology annotation, biological process: mRNA splicing, via spliceosome. Bases 64 to 1989 code for a protein of 641 amino acids.